Molecule: messenger RNA, 1132 nt
Organism: Onthophagus taurus
Lineage: Eukaryota; Metazoa; Arthropoda; Insecta; Coleoptera; Scarabaeidae
Gene: PolZ2
Product: DNA polymerase zeta subunit 2
Cellular component (GO): zeta DNA polymerase complex
Source: RefSeq, a predicted model, not a curated record
UCCAAUAAGAUAAAAGCGUACUCACCACGUGUUCACGCAUGUCUCUUGUGUAGACGGGGGCACGACAGAGACAGAUAUAUAUAUAUCUGCACUCUGGUGUUUACACUCUUUUGCUGCCUUAGUCAGCGAUAUAGGAGAUAGUAUAUAUAUGAUUUAUUUAUUAAUUAAAUACUUUCACGUUGAAUAAUUAAUGAAUUAAAGGAAUUAAAACAGUUAAAAUAAUACUUGAACUAAAAGAAGUUACUUUUUUCCGAAUCGUCUUUAUACUUGCGGGAACCAUAACUGUAUCAAUGGAUCCAGUGUAAGCUAACAGCGUAUUCAACUCGUCGGUUUCAAAAGUGUCCAAUACUUCUUCGAGAGUGACGUAUCCCGCCAUGCAUUUUUCUUUAAUCAUCGCUAAAAAGAAGAAAAACCAUGCCAGGAGAAGAAAGCACGAUCCAUCAACUGUUAUGCGAAUUCUUCGAAGUAAUCAUCCACAACAUCUUAUAUAGACGACACGUUUACCCAAAAUCGAUAUUUAUUAAAACCAAAUCAUACGGAAUCCCAGCGUUUCAAUCGAUUCAUCCGCAAUUAAACGAAUACAUUUUAGAAACGUUAAAAGUGGUUUUAUUCCAUUUAAAAAAUAAAACCCUUAAAACGCUCAUUAUCACAAUCACAACCGGAAAAGUAUUUUUGGAACGAUACGUCAUCAAUCUCCUUGAAAUUAAAGAGUACGCAACGAACGAUUUAUAUCAAUCUUUGGAGGGCGUUUUUAAAAAGUUUUGUUUAAAAAUUGAAACUGCCAUCGAGAGUUUAAAUAAUGUUCCUAAGGAUCCCGGAUUUCUCAUUCAUUUAGAAGUUACCAAUCAUGGGAUGAUUGUUUUUAAUGAAUCACCAGAAUAUUCGCAUUUUCCUUGGUACAGCGACAACUUAAACGAUGAAUCAUCAGAAAUAAUCCCAAUAUAUAAUUUUGAAUCUGAAAAUAUAAAAUUGGAUAUGAUUGUGGAAAAAAAUGUUCUCGAUUUAAAUCAUCAUGAAUCUUUUAUAAGUUAGGAAAUUAUACACAAAAUUUGUAUGUACAAUCUUUUAAUCUCAUCAUAUAAAAUAUAAUGCUUAAUAUAAACAUAUAAUUGUAAACGCAAAAAAAUAAAUA